AUCUCUCUUGCUCCCUCCUUCCCUUCUCCCGUUUCCUUGGUCGCUUUUGGAAGAGGAACACGAUCAAUUUAUCCGCUUCAACCCUGCCAUACUAAUUCCUCAUCUCUUCUCUCUUCCCACCCGGAUACCGCGGCAGAUAGAACCACUCCCCGCCCAACCCACGGCAUUUGAGCACAGCCGCGCCGCGCUCCUCGAUCAUGGACCUUGACCACCACACCUCCAACUCAGACCAACCCAAGCGGCGGAGACGCAAUGCUGUGAGACGGCGAACGCGCAAUCGGGUGCCUAUAUCUGCCCGCCUUUCUCUCGAUCCCCAGCUCCACGGCAAUGUCGGUGUUGUGUCCGAUGAUCUGGCCGGAGACCUCUUCCAACAUUCCAGCUUGACCGAUGGUCGUCGGGAUAAGAAUGAGGUAUAUUACAUCGCCAUCUCGCCGUACCUGCCGGGUUACAAUGCGGUCGAGGAUCUGGCUUGGACUAUCAUCCCGGUCCGUUCACCGUCCCAUGAUCGCUCCAAUAAAUCGCCAAUCCCCCAUUCGACGGUUCUUGUCCCACAGUCGGCAGCAUCCCUACAACCAUUCGUCGAUACCUUGAGCAAACUCGACCCCACCCGCCAUAAUCUACAGACACAGCGCGCUAUUGAGAUACGGCUGUUGGAUGUCGAGCCCCUGCCAUUGGAUACGAUCUAUGUGAAUGUGGAGCGGAACCUUCUUCGAAACCACGAUGAUAUCCAGAACAAGUUCGGCGGGGGCUUUACCUCGAACCAGAACGGGUCUAACGGACCGUGGACAAAGGGAGGAAAGGGCGUCGAGACGAAGAAAUACUCCAAGAAGGCGGCCGCAGAUGCUGAAGAUAGACUGACGGCUGCUGUAAGGCAGGCUCUCGGGGCUGAGAAGGUGGUGCAUGCGGGGGAUUUACUGCCACUUCCUUUACCUCCGCAUCCCAUUACCUAUGCUCCAUCCCCACCCGCGCGCAUUUCAUUCUGUGAACCCGUGUCCCAGGGGCUUCUGAUGCCGACCACUAAAGUGGUUCUGGUCCAAGCAAGACCCCAAGGCCACCGGGCACAACGGACCCUACGGUCGAGCUCGGGUCUUUUGAAGCAAGUCGCGGAAGACGAGGCUGACGACACUUCCAACGAGCAGUUUUACUCUGCCGCGGAAGAUAAACCCGUCGAGAGUAGCACGGAGGUCGAAGGUACAACGACAGCGGACGAGUCGGAGACUGAGGGUUCCGGAGGAAAUGCGAGUGAUACGUCUGAUGACUCUCUGGAUGAUAUGAUCUCCCUUACUGCUCCUGAACUUCCCCAGCCCCCGUCGGGUAUGAUGUCUGCGAUGACUGCUGCUACGCCUCGGGCAGGGGGCCGACGGGCGGACGGGACCCAUACGCCGGGCUCCGUGGCAUCCAAUUUCACCUCUGCAACAAUGCGUCCUGGCCGGACAAGCGGCGGCAAGGUCUUCAAGGCGGAAAGUCUACUUCGCAGGGUUCCAAGUGAUCUUUUGCAUCCUCGACCGAGGGACGAUGAUGAUGUAGAGUCAUUCAUCUUUGUGGAUAUCAGUACACUGGCAAAGGUUGGCUGUUUCUCUGGCGAUUGGGUUCGGAUUGAGGCUACAGAUGAGCCGCAGCUCAACAUGUUCGCCUCAAUCAAGCUUGGAAGUUUUAAUGAGCAAGAAGAAGACUCUGGAGACUGGCGCGCUGUCAAGAUAUACGGGCUACCUGGCCUUCCGUCCGCUAAGCCUCGGUAUUCGAUCAAUCAAACUGGCGAGCGACGCUCGAGUAUCUCCCAACGCAACCCGGCGCGCUUGACUCCUUCGGUCUUCGCCCCUCCAUUGCUUCUUAACAACCUUUACAACCCGAAGUACCUGCGAAUCUCUCCGAUGAAUUUCGUUGCCACUAACGUAACCAAGCCUGGUCUGCUACAUCAAGUGAAGUCGAGCACUAUCCGAAACCCCCCCUUAGCAAAGGAAGUAACCUUGCUCAAAGUCUCCACCCCUCUCUCGAUGGAUCGUGUUCUUCAACCGGCUCUGUUUGCUGGUCUCAAACAGUACUUUGAAUCCCGACGACGACUCCUCAAAGGCGGAGACCUUGUGGGAAUCAGCGUUGACGAGGGCCUCGGCAGAACUGUUUUCUCUGGAACGACUGCCGGUGAGAAUGGCGCUUUAGAUGAAGACUUGACUGCUAGAUUAGGCCAAGUUGCCAAUCCCGAUCACGCUUCGUCGAAGAAAGUUGGAGUCGCCUGGUUUCGCGUUGGCCAGGUCAUCCCUAACCUAUCCAACGAACAAGACGAAGCGGGUGAAAACCAAUGGGGAGGUGUGGCUGUUAUUGACUCGGCCACUACAAGGAUGGUGCAAGCUGGUAGCGAUGUGAGGAAAGUCCCGGGAACCAUGGAUAAUGAAUGGGAGUAUUGGCUCGGCGUCAAGGCUGUUCCAAAAGCAGCCGUUGAUACUCCGACUCCCCAUGGCCUUAUCACUGAAACACCACAGUCGUUUAUAUCUCCGCUACAACAACGCAUCCGAGACCUAAUGUCAGUGGCAACUAGUCCUCGCGCGAUCCAGCUUGGCAUGAAACCCGUCGUUAUACUUCUACAAUCGCAACAGAGACACAUUGGAAAGGCGACUGUUGCAACGCGGGCUUGUGCUGAUAUUGGCCUGCAUACAUUUCCUAUCGACGCGUAUGACAUUCUGACGGAGGGCGGUGCGAACGGCGGCGACGUGAAGACUGAAGCAUACCUGAAGGCAAGAGCAGAUCGUGCUUUCCACUGUGGACCGGAGUGCACCGCGCUCCUCAUCAAGCAUAUCGAGGUCUUGACUGCAGAUCGGAUUGUCUCAGCUAUGGCCGAGAUCGUGGCUGAUGCACGAGUUGUGAUUGCGACUACGACAGACGUCGAGCAGAUCCCCGAAGGCAUUCGUAGCAUGUUUACGCACGAAUUUGAAAUGACUGCUCCGGAGGAAAAGGAGCGCGAAGGUAUUCUUCGCAAUGCUGUCUCUGAACGCGGCAUCAAGACUUCGCCGGAUGUUGAUUUGGGAACGGUGGCUUUGAAGACCGCAGCCCUUGUUGCUGGGGAUUUGGUGGAUGUUGUCGAACGAGCCGCGGCGGCGCGGGCCGCGCGUCUCGAGAAGCUGGCGGAGACAGCAAGCAAGAGCGCAGGACAGAAGGUCAGCGUCAGGGAUAUACUUGUAUCCGGCGGGGAGGCAGCUCGCGGAGUCACCAAGAUUGAUUUCGAUGCUGCCGUUGAUGCUGCGAGGAAGAACUUCGCCGAUUCGAUUGGCGCACCGAAAAUCCCUAACGUCAGCUGGGACGAUGUGGGUGGUCUGACAAACGUCAAGGACGCCCUUAUCGAAACCAUUCAGCUACCUCUUGAACGACCCGAGCUGUUCGCUAAAGGCAUGAAGAAACGGAGUGGUAUACUGUUCUACGGCCCUCCAGGAACCGGCAAGACACUGCUCGCCAAGGCUAUUGCGACUGAGUUUUCGCUGAACUUCUUCUCCGUUAAAGGACCUGAGCUGCUCAACAUGUACAUUGGUGAGUCCGAGGCGAAUGUCCGUCGGGUCUUCCAACGUGCUCGGGAUGCCCGGCCUUGUGUUGUGUUCUUUGACGAGUUGGACUCCGUUGCGCCGAAGAGAGGAAACCAAGGGGACAGUGGCGGUGUCAUGGACCGUAUUGUAAGUCAGCUGCUCGCAGAAUUGGACGGCAUGAAUGGUGGUGAAGAGAACAGCGGCGGGGUGUUUGUUAUUGGUGCCACCAACCGUCCCGAUCUGCUGGACACGGCACUUCUUCGACCUGGUCGGUUCGACAAGAUGCUCUACCUCGGAGUGUCCGACACCCACGAGAAGCAAUCCACGAUCUUGGAAGCCCUGACGCGGAAGUUCGCCCUUGACCCCGAAGUGUCGCUGAGCCGGGUUGCCGACCGGCUGCCCCUGACCUACACGGGUGCCGACCUGUACGCCUUGUGUUCGGAUGCCAUGCUUAAAGCCAUCACGCGCAAAGCCACGGCCGUCGACGAGAAGAUCAAGCAGCUCCCCGGAGAGCCCAUCAGCACUGCAUACUUCUUCGAUCACCUGGCCACGCCGGAUGAUGUGGCCGUGACGGUUACCGAGGAUGAUUUCCAAGAGGCACAGGAUGAACUUGUUCCGAGUGUUAGUGCCAAGGAACUGGAACACUUCGAGCGGAUCCGCCAGUCGUUCGAAUCCGUCGACAAACAAAAGCAAGAGUCCAGCAAUGGGAACUCGACAUCCCAGCACCUGGCUCCACGGACCAUCGCGGAUGCCCUCGAAGGUCUUAACGUUGGGGAUCAUUUCGACUUCAGUAUGGACGGACCGGUGAAUAAUGGUGAUCUGAAUGUCGGGAAGGGGAAAGGGAAGCCCAUUCCGCCCCUGGGCCGCAGCGCCAGUGGGCAGUCGACCAGUAGCAAGGGGAAAGGGAAGAACCCUGCGGGGUCGGGAGGCACGGCGAAGAACAAGCUCAUGUCGAUCCAGAAUGGAGAUUCUGAUUCCUCCCUGGACGGGCCUACUGCUGACCGAGGCAUGUCUCGCGGCUACGAUGAUGUUGGGGAGGAGGAAGACGACGGAAUUGUCAAUGGGGGCGAUGAAGAAUAUAUUGUCCGGACCGACCAUCUCGCCUAGACCGGCGGAUCCCUGUGGAGAGAGACUGCUCCGAGGCUCCGGGGGAGCUCGUGAUGAUUGAUGUCGUGAACGGACGAGGACGACGUGUAUAGGAACAUUUGCAAGGGCUGGUGUACAUAUAUACAUAUGACUGACUACCUACUAACCUACUACUACCAUGACUGCAUGCCACGUGAAGCGACCCGAUAACCUAAUCAAUGCAAUCAUGUGAC
This is a messenger RNA of Aspergillus heteromorphus CBS 117.55, 4828 nucleotides long. It is a transcript of the gene pex6, whose product is annotated as AAA family ATPase peroxin 6. Gene Ontology annotation, molecular function: ATP hydrolysis activity; ATP binding. Lineage: Eukaryota; Fungi; Ascomycota; Eurotiomycetes; Eurotiales; Aspergillaceae. The coding region runs from base 198 to 4616 and encodes 1472 amino acids. The record is from RefSeq and is a predicted model, not a curated record. Gene Ontology annotation, biological process: protein import into peroxisome matrix. Gene Ontology annotation, cellular component: cytosol; peroxisomal membrane. The transcript is spliced from 3 exons.